Brienomyrus brachyistius is the source of this 4141-nucleotide messenger RNA. RefSeq names its product G3BP stress granule assembly factor 2a (gene g3bp2a). Gene Ontology annotation, molecular function: mRNA binding. Gene Ontology annotation, cellular component: cytosol; ribonucleoprotein complex. The record is from RefSeq and is a predicted model, not a curated record. Lineage: Eukaryota; Metazoa; Chordata; Actinopteri; Osteoglossiformes; Mormyridae.
GACCGUCGCUGCUUUCGGGGUUCCGGAGCCGCGUUUUCCGCAGUCGCAUCUCUGCUCUUCCCGACGCCGCGGACCUCCCGCUUCUCCGGCGACCGCAUCGAUGCGGCUUAUAAGCCCCGGAUACUCAGACGACGUUCUCUUUGUUGUAUAUCGGGAGAUACAACGAGGCUGUUAAACGAAGGGCCUUCGAUGGCGCAAAUUAAAGCCGUAACGCAAAUGAUUGCCCCGCUGCAUGCCAGUGGCCCGACAAACGAUUGCGAUGCUGGGUAAAAAAAUAAAAAUCUGCGCCGGUGACGGGAUUCUGGUCGUCACUGUAGGGUGACACAAAGCCUGGGCACGAUCCGGCUGACGGGUAACUGUUCUGGCUGAGAGGAAUAACAAAAAUCAGGCUUCUUUAUUAUUGAUGAGCGUUUAUAGGCAUCGUUUAUUUUCAUGUCGCGCAGAUCGCCGCCGAGGACUCCGAAGCGGGCCCCCCGAAACAAAGCUCACGCCGGCGGUGCUGCAUAGCCGUUAGCCGCCCGGCUAACAUGCCCAGUCGGUUUCCCCCGUGCUUCAGACUGUUUACCAAAGAAAUGGUGAUGGAGAAGCCAAGUCCCCUGCUGGUCGGGCGGGAGUUCGUGAGGCAGUAUUACACACUCUUAAACAAAGCGCCGGAUUUCCUGCACAGGUUCUACGGCAGAAACUCCUCCUAUGUUCAUGGCGGACUGGAUGCCAAUGGCAAGCUGGCGGAGGCAGUAUACGGCCAGGCUGAGAUCCACAAGAAGGUGAUGUCCCUGCAGUUCAGCGAAUGCCACACGAAGAUCCGGCACGUGGACGCACACGCCACCCUGAGUGACGGCGUGGUCGUCCAGGUGAUGGGGGAGCUCUCCAACGCUGGACAGCCGAUGAGGAAGUUCAUGCAGACCUUCGUGCUCGCUCCGGAGGGUUCUGUGGCUAACAAGUUCUACGUGCACAACGACAUUUUCCGUUACGAGGACGAGGUCUUUGGAGAUUCCGAGGCCGAGCUCGACGAAGAGUCUGAAGAAGAAGCUGAGGAGGAGCAGGAGGAGAGGCGACCUUCUCCUGAGCCCAUCCAGGACAGUCCCAACAGCAGCCCCUACUAUGAGUCACACCCUGUGGCCAAUGGUGUGGAGGAACCUCCAGAGGAACCUGCCCCGGAAGCAGAACCAGAACCUGAACCAGAGCAGAAGGUCGAGGAGCUAAAGCCUGAGAUUGAGGAGAAGGUUCCUGAGGAGCUGGAGGAGAAGGCGCCCUCCCCUGUUCCUGUCGAGUCUCCACCCAAUACCCAGGAGCCACCUAAGACCUUCUCCUGGGCUUCAGUUACCAGUAAAAACCUACCGCCCAGUGGAACAGUCACUCCCUAUGGAAUAUCGCCCCAUGUUGUUAAAGCUCCAAGCUCACAGCCCAGGGUGGAGGCCAAGCAGGACUCGCCAGCUGCUCCGCUUAGAGUGCGGGACCAACGCACCAGAGAGAGGCCAGCCUUCAUUUCACGAGGGCCCAGACCUGAUGGAGCGACAUCUGAGCCACAGGUUGGGAAGCCUCCCUUCAGCUUUGUCAGCAAAGGAAGGGGAGAGUCGGAAGGGAGCGAAAUGGACAGCAGACGGCCUGUUCGGUACCCCGAUAGCCAUCAGCUGUUUGUGGGCAAACCUGCCUCACGACAUAGACGAGACGAGCUGAAAGAAUUCUUCAUGAAUUAUGGGAACGUUGUUGAGCUGCGGAUCAACACCAAAGGGGUUGGUGGCAAGCUGCCCAAUUUCGGCUUUGUGGUCUUCGACGACUCUGACCCCGUGCAAAGGAUCUUGGGGGCGAAGCCCAUAAUGUUCCGGGGAGAGGUGCGGCUGAACGUGGAGGAGAAGAAGACGCGAGCCAUGCGGGAGCGGGAAACCCGGCCUGGUGGCGCCGACGAUCGCAGAGACCUGCGGCGCAACGACCGGGGCCCCGGAGGCCCGCGGGGUGUCGUGGGAAAUGGGAUGAUGCGCGAUCGAGACGGAAGGGGCCCCCUUCCUAGGGGAGGGAUGGCUGCCAAGCCAGGCCUGGGCUCAGGGAGAGGAGAGAGCCGCUUUGCCACCCAGCGCCGCUGAAAUAGCGCCCCCUGCUGUUUGGAAGUAGUACCACGUUCAUCUUUACUUUUUUUUUUUUUUUUUGCGUUAAUUAAAUCACAUGUAUAAACACACCUUUUUUCCCUCCCCUUUUUGGCUUUGGAAUGUGACAGCCUGUCCUCCAUUUUCCUUGAUGUGAAACCGACUCACAUGCAUUAUACCAGCUUUCAAGCUGAAAUAUUCCUGCUCAAUUUGUAAACGUUACUUUUUUUUUUUUUUUUUUUUGUCGUUUUUGAACAAGCCCACCAUGAGGGGGAGGAUAAAACCUGCAAUGUGAAGAGGGACCGGGAUUUUUUUUUUUAAUUUUUAUUUUUUUAAGUCAUGCAGCCCGCCAGUCGUCAAAGAUCAUGGUUAAACUUGCCUCAAGCUAUGGGGAGGCCGCUUCAGGGAAUCCCGUUGCACUUUUCUGAAUUUAUUGGCCCGUCACUGUUGGAAAUGAGGUGCAGAUUGCGUAGUUUUGCUGGUGGUGGAGGGGAGAACUGGUCACCUCUAUUUUUAACAUUGCUUAAAUCAAAAUUGCAGUAAUGCACUCAUCAAUAUGCACUAAUGGGUAUGUCUGGGUACAUUGGCUUUUUAGGUAGGAUUGCCGGCUGACAGUGUCUGGCUUGCUGUGACCAAUUCAUUUCUCCCUCCUAUUUUACCGCCGUUGUUUUGACCCAUACCGAUGUUUCAGUUGCUGCUGGGAAAAGGACCAAGAGUUUUUCUGAUUUAUCGACCAAUCCUGCACUUCAGCUUGUUUUACGAUCCCCCUCCUCCUCCUAUCCCCCCCCCCCAAGCACAGCAAGCCUCUGGCUCCUCUGUGCCUUUACUGGCGUACCAUUUCUGUUGCUUUGCCGUCCAGCUUCAGAACGGUGGGGGGACAAAAUAUGGAAAUGCUGAACGACGUAAUAAACGUACAGCUGUAUUACUGUGUGGUUCUGCGGUCUUCUUGUGCAUUUAACUUCUUGAACGCUUCAUGGUGCCUUCUGUUGCAUCUUUCCAGGCUUACUGGUGUGGCUGUGGUUCGAUCUCACGGUGGAACAGUUGCACGACUCCUUUAAGUUAUUUGCAGUAUUCUCGUAGGGGAACAGGGUUGCUGGUGUACAUGUUUGUUUUGUUAUCCAGGUUUAACUUCGCGUUCCUUUAAGACAGAACGUUUUGUACAAGAGUUUUAUAUCGUUUCUGGUUUCGGAGACUAAAGGUGCCUGAAUCUGUCUUCGCUGGUAAAUUUCUGGAGAUGCAUUAGUGCAAGAUGGAUCUUGCAUACGUUUAAUUUUCUCAAACUGCAUCUCUGAGCAAUGUGUGUCUGCGUGUGUGUGGGAAGAAAAGACUGGAAUACCUGGUUUUUGCAAGUGGAAGUGGCUGCCCUGCCCCCCUCCCCCUCCACCCCCGGCACAAAAAAACAAGACGAAUCGGGAAUGUGGAAGACGCUGCACUUAUGUAAAGCAUGAUUACUGACCAUAGAAAUGCAGAACUAGAGACACUUGGCUGUGGAUGUGUCAAAUGGCAUCUAAAAUCAUUGGUUUUGAACCAUUUGGGGAAACUUGAGACGAUGGACAAUAUCGAAUGGACUUUUAAACGGACUUUCUCAUCUCUGCCCUCUGCUGUUAGGUUGGAGGUAUUGCCACUAUCGAACCCCCCCCAAAAUGUGCAAGCUGGGUGGGCCAUCCAUUCUGCUUGCCUUUCGCUCACAGCUGUCGUAGCACCUGCUACGGUUCAUACUGCAAAUCUGUGGCCUUUUUGUUUGUGCCCUCCUCCCCCCCCCCCCCCCCCCCCCCCCCCCCCCCCCCAACUUGUUGGUAUUGUCUUAAACCCGGGAUGUUCAAACUCCGUGUAGAAAUGGACUGAUGUAGCGCCUUCGGGAUUUUCCUCAUCUUGCACUACUUCCAGUGUUUCUGGGAUGUGUUAUUGGUUCAAGACUUUUUUUUUUUUUUUUUUUUCGCUCUUCAUUGUUAAAUUUAAAGGUGUUAAUGUGGUCUAGAAGUUUACAUGUAGGAAGUUCACACUGAGGGAAGGUUGCAAGGUUGGGUUUAAAUUACAUAAUAAAACUGCUGGUUACAUGC